This is a messenger RNA of Magnolia sinica, 1976 nucleotides long. RefSeq names its product ethylene-responsive transcription factor 1-like. Gene Ontology annotation, molecular function: DNA binding; DNA-binding transcription factor activity. The transcript is spliced from 2 exons. The record is from RefSeq and is a predicted model, not a curated record. The coding region runs from base 136 to 1290 and encodes 384 amino acids. Lineage: Eukaryota; Viridiplantae; Streptophyta; Magnoliopsida; Magnoliales; Magnoliaceae. Gene Ontology annotation, biological process: regulation of DNA-templated transcription; ethylene-activated signaling pathway.
UUUUUCCGCCCCUUUAACGACACGUCUCGCGCUCUCUCUCGCUCUCUCAUCAAUAAAAACCCUCCUUCGGACCUUCUCAGCUCUCAAAAACCUCACUCUCUCCGAUAUUUCGGGUUUUUUCUGUCAUAAAAGAAGAUGUGUGGCGGAGCGAUCAUAUCGGAUUUCAUUGCUCCGAGCCGAUCGAGGCCACUGACGGCCGACUACCUGUGGCCGGAGCUGAAGAAAAGAGCGGGAAAUUACCACUCGAAGCCGUUGAGACCUGGAGUCGUCGAUCUGGUAGAUGAUUUCGAGGCCGAUUUCCAGGAUUUCAAGGACGACUCAGACAAUGAUGAAGAUCAAGACGUCAAGCCAUUCGCAUUCCCCAUGUUCGCUCCUUCUCGAGAAGGAUCUAUUACAUCAAAAUCAGUGGAAUUCAAUGCCCCAGAAGAGGGAUCUGUGAAAAAGAAGAGAAAGAAUCAAUAUAGAGGAAUCCGCCAGCGCCCGUGGGGAAAGUGGGCUGCUGAGAUUCGAGACCCGAGAAAAGGAGUUCGGGUCUGGCUUGGAACCUUCAACACUGCUGAAGAAGCUGCAAGAGCUUACGAUGCUGAAGCCCGUAGGAUCCGAGGCAAGAAGGCCAAGGUGAAUUUCCCCGACAGAGCCCCUGCUGCUGAGGUUCAAAAGUGCCCUGCGAAACCAAUAUCUCAGAAAGUAUCACCACUGCCGAAAACAAACUCAUCCGAGAAGCCAAAUUUCAAUCAGGCCUUCAGUUUCGUCAACAACCCAAGUCAGGGUUUCUACGAUGCUUUUGGGUUCACGGAAGAGAAGGAACCCAUUAAGCCAUCUGGGUAUCUGGGUUCUUUUCCCGUGGCCAGAAAUCCAAUGGAAUUCAAAUCAUUUGUGCCUGUCGGUGGGGGAGGGAUGUCUUUCCACUCAGAUCAGGGAAGCAAUUCCUUUGGCUCUUCGGAUUUUGGGUGGGAGCGUGAUUCCAAGACUCCGGACAUCUCAUCUGUUCUUCCUCCCACCUUGGAGGCCUAUGGCUCUGAAUUUGUAGAGGACAUGAACCCGAAGAAGAAGCUGAAGAACAAUUCUGAGAAUGCUGUACCAGUUGAGGAGAACGUGGCAAUAAAGCUGUCUGAAGAGCUGUCAGCGUUCGAAUCUUGCAUGAAGUUCCUGCAGAUCCCUUAUCUGGAGGGAAGUGCGGACCCAUCGAUUGAGAGCCUCAUCGGCGGCGAUGUGACUCUGGAUGGUGGUGGUAGCUCGAUGGAUCUCUGGAGCUUUGACGACCUGCCGGUGGCCAGCGGUGUCUACUGAGGAUGCUGUUUCUGGUUGCUGGUGUUCCUGUAAAUAACAUAAAAUGUUGGUAAAAACUCACCGCACUUUCAUUUCCAAGGGAAAUAUUCAUAGUCCAAUCCAGCGUAUUUCUGGGGCCGAUCUUUCGGUGAAUCCAAACCGUCCGUAUGGUAAUGGUGGAGAGAUAACCCCAAAAACCUCUCCAUCGAGUGAUCCUAUUUGUUUGAUUGGUUCAUGGUAAAUUUGGACUAUUGGUUAUAAAUCAUCCAUUUCCAUCAGAGUACAUGGGCCACUGCAAUAUCGACUGCAUGGUUCGCUGAAAGACCGACGGACGGCCGCUGGGAUCGAACAAAGGAAGGUGGGCCCUUCCUGUUCUUUGUUUCGUGCUUGAAAGGAGAUGUCUUUCUUUCUUUCCUUGGUGUUACAGGAGUGGAGUCUAUGGAGAUGGUGGAGGGAUAAAUGGAAGAGAGCAGAUGCUUCAGCUAUGGAGAAAUUUCAAUCAGUAUGGUUUGAUGGAGGUAUAUUAAAAGAGAAUAGGUAUAUAGUUUCUAGAAUCCCUAGUUUGUUUGGAAUUUGUUUCAAUCAUCAGUACUUGAAUUUGAAUUUCCUUUUCAUGUUUUAAGACUAUAUGAUAUGAUAUAUGUAUGUAUAUGAUAUCCAUAUGUAUCGUGGAGCUUGAGACUCAUGAAUAAUGCUUCUCUUCUGCA